CCCUGCCUCCUCCUCCUCCAUCAAUCAUUUUUCUUUAUUGAGGAGGAGUGGGAGGGGUUCUUGCAUUCCUAGAGAGGCCACAGGCUGUCAGCUGGGGUGGGGUGGGUGUCCUUUCUUCCCACCCUUCCUCUACUCUGCCCCCCACAACCAUUUUUGGGGGGGAAAGCUGGAAAGGUUCCGCCAUCCUCUGAGGAGAUGGAUGCAUGCGAGGAAGUCAUGCCAGAGAACUGUGGGAAUGAGACCUCUCUGGCAGGUGAUGGACAGGAGAACUGUAGAGAACCACAUCAGGUGCCACCAGAAGCAGCUGUUCAUGAAUUGGGGGACAAGACCUUCAAUCCUCAAGAUGAAUCAAGGAGGCAGGAAGAAAACCAUACAGAGAACUGGAGAGAGAAAUCCAUUGUGUGUCAUGCUGAUGACCUUCAUGAAACCCCAGUACAAUAUAAUCACCACAAGGAAAAAAAGAGGUAUGAGUGCCCUUUUUGUGGGAAAGCUUUCAUUUCUAAGUCUCUCCUUGCUGUCCACUGCAGAACGCACACCGGAGAGAAACCGUAUAAAUGUUCAGAGUGUGGAAAGGGCUUCCGCCAGAGCAGAAACCUUACUUCCCAUCAACGGAUCCAUACAGGGGAGAAGCCAUUUAAAUGCUUGGAAUGUGGAAAGAGCUUUAGUUGGAAUUCAAACCUUACUUCACACCAGCGGAUCCACACAGGGGAGAAGCCGUACAAGUGCUUGGAAUGUGGAAAGAACUUCUGUGAUAGCACACUCCUUACAAGACAUCAGAUAAUCCACACAGGGGAGAAGCCAUUUACAUGCUUGGAAUGUGGGAAGAGCUUCCGCCAGAGCAGGAACCUUACUUUACAUCAGAGAAUACACACAGGGGAGAGGCCAUACAAGUGCUUGGAUUGUGGGAAGAACUUCCAUCGGAGAACACACCUUACUUCCCACCAACGAAUCCAUACAGGAGAGAAGCCAUUUAAAUGCUUGGAAUGUGGAAUGAGCUUCAGCUGGAAUUCAAAUUUUACUUCACAUUACAGGAUUCACACAGGAGAGAAACCACAUAAGUGUGUGGAGUGUGGGAAGAGCUUCUGUACCACCACACAACUUGCAUCACAUCAUAAGACUCACACAGGAGAGAAACCUUUUAAGUGUUCAGAGUGUGGAAAGAGCUUCUCAGAUAGCACUCUCCUUACUAGACAUCAGAUAAUCCAUACAGGGGAGAAACCAUUUAAAUGCUUGGAAUGUGGAAAGUGCUACAGUCAGAGGUCAAGUCUUACUUCACAUCGGAGAAUACACAAAGAUGCCAUAAGGCAGAAGCCAUACAAAUGUUUGGAGUGUGGGAAGUGCUUCAGUAACAGCACACAGCUCAUUUUACAUCAGAGAAGCCACACCGGAGAGAAACCUUACAAAUGCUUGGAGUGUGGAAAGAGCUUCAGUGAUGGCACACUUCUUAACAGGCACCAAAUAAUUCACAAAGAGGAGAAACCGUAUAAAUGCUCAGACUGUGGAAAGAGCUUCCGUCAGAGCCGAAACCUCACUUUACAUCAGAGAAUCCACACAGGGGAGAAACCAUAUAAGUGUUUGGAUUGUGGGAAGAGCUUUCACCAGAGAACACACCUUACUUCCCACCAGCGAAUCCACACGGGAGCAAAACCAUUUAAAUGUUUGGAAUGCGGAAAGAGCUUCAGUUGGAAUUCAAGUCUUACCUCUCAUCACAGAAUCCAUACAGGAGAGAAACCGUACAAGUGCUCAGAGUGCGAGAAAAGCUUCUGUACCACCUCACAACUUGCAUCGCAUCGGAAAACCCACACAGGAGAAAAACAUUACAAGUGUUUGGAGUGUGGAAAGAGCUUUUGUGACAGCACACUCCUUACGAGACAUCAGAUAACCCACACAGGUGAGAAGCCAUUUAAAUGCUCAGAAUGUGGAAAGAGUUACAGCCAGGUUUCAAGUCUCUCAUCUCACCGGAAAGUCCACAGAGAUGCCACAAUGCAGAAACCAUACAAAUGCUUGGAGUGUGGAAAGAGUUUCAGCAACAGCACACAACUUAUUUUACAUCAGAGAAUCCACACGGAAGAGAAGCCUUAGGAAUGGUUUGUAGUAACACACCAGAGGAUUUGCAUGCAAGAGAAACCUUCUAAAUGCAGGGAGUGUGGAAAUUGCUCCAGAAGUAGUUGUGAGCUUAUCAAAAGAUUCACACUGCCUAGAAACAAUAAGCAUGUUUGGAAUAGUGAGUUUCUAGUGCAAUAACUCAGAUACAUUCGUACCUUGGUUUUCAAACAACUUAGUUCUCGAAUGUUUUGGCUCCCAAACGCCGCAAACCUGGAAGUGACUGUUCCGGUUUGCGAACUAUUUUUGAAAAUGGAACAUCCGAUGGGGCUUCUGGUGCUUCCGAUUGGCUGCAGGAGCUUCCAGCAGCCAAUCAGAAGCUGCGCUUUGGUUUCUGAACGCUUUGGAAGUUGAAGGGACUUCCGGAACGGAUUCUGUUUGACUUCCAAGGUGCGACUUCAAAAAAUUCAGACAGGUGCUAGGUAAUAAUUUCUGGGAGCGCAAGGUUUUUGUAACUACUAUCUGAAAUGGAAGGAAAUUGGAGAGAAGGAAGCGAACAUGGCUGGUCUUUCGGCAAAGUUGAUGGGGAGGCCCCCUCUCCUAAAUCCCGACGUAAUGGCUGCAGUUGGUGUUUCAGCAGAGAAGACUUGCAGUACCAUCUCCCUCCCUCUCCUGUAGCCUGAUGGUGCUUUUUCCUGUCUGGCAACCCCCUCCCCAUUAAAGAAGGUGUGAAUAAGACCCCUCCCCUUAGAUUUUCAUUUUCUUUUGCUGAGUAACAGUGUGCUUCCAUGUUUUUUUUUGUAGAUCCCUUUUAUCCCCUCCAAAGGUGCUAUUCUCGCCGGCCCUACCAUUGACAGGCAGGCCAUGGGUUAUUUUUGGGUGGACAGCAAAUAGUCAGGUGUUUUUGGUUGGGGUGGGCAACCCUAUUCUGCCUGAAGGUUGCCCUCCUUGUGAGGGCCACAUGCCAGUUGGAGAUGGUAAAAAGGGACCCCAGACCAUUAGGUCCAGUCGGGGCCGACUCUGGGGUUCUGGCGUUCAUCUCGCUUUAUUGGCUGAGGGAGCCGGCGUACAGCUUCUGGGUCAUGUGGCCAGCAUGAGUAAGCCGCUUCUGGCGAACCAGAGCAGCACACGGAAACGCCCUUUACCUUCCCGCCAGAGCGGUACCUAUUUAUCUACUUGCACUUUGACGUGCUUUCGAACUGCUAGGUUGGCAGGAGCCGGGACCGAGCAACGGGAGCUCACCCCGUCGUGGGGAUUUGAACCGCCGACCUUCUGAUCGGCAAGUCCUAGACUCUGUGGUUUAACCCACAGCGCCACCUGCGUCCCUAGUUGGAGGUGGAGUCAGAAGCAAAUGUGGGCAGAACAAUUAAUAUAGAUGUUAGCUUCUGGAUGACCCUCCAGGGCUGGGUGAUAACUGGUUUUCAACACCGUGAUAUAUCACCAGCUAAACAUUGCUAUAUACUGAUAUAUCACAAUGUCUGAAAUAAGGAUGGAGAUGUGUAGAGGUAUUGGCUGGUUUCCUGGUUUUAUCCACAUUGUGAUUUUUGCAUAGCAAACACACACACACACCUUCUCAGUAGUGGCACCCGCCCUGUGGAACGCCCUCCCAUCAAAUGUCAAGGAAAUAAUCAACUAUCUGACUUUUAGAAGACAUCUGAAGGCAGCCCAGUUUAGGGAAGUUUUUAAUGUUUUAUCUCUUUAUGAUUAUGAUUAUGAUUAAUAUUCUGUUGGGAGCUGCCCAGGGUGGCUGGGGAAACCCAGCCAAAUGGGUGGGAUAUAAAUAAAUCAUCAUCAUCAUCAUCACCUCACACACUUUAUGAUUUGCAAUAUAGUGCCAUAUCAAAAAUCAUGAAACUGAUAUCAUAACAUGGACUUCAAACCAGUUUUGGACGAUCUAUCGCCCAGCCCUAACACACUUAAUGAUUCACAUUACAGUGGAUGCUCGGGUUGCAAACGUGAUCUGUGUGGGAAGCACGUUCGCAACCCGCAGCACCGCAUCUGUGCACGUGCGGGUUGCGAUUCGGCACUUCUGCGUAUGUGCAAAGCGCGAUUUAGCACUUCUGCACAUGUGCAAGCGCCAAAACCCGGAAGUAAACCAUUCUGGUACUUCCGGGUUUGGCAUGGUGCGCAACCCGAAAUUGUGUAACCUGAAGCAUCUGUAACCAGAGGUAUGACUGUAUAUUGCCAGCUCAAAAAUCAUGAAACCGGUAUCGUUAUAUGGACAUCAAUCCGGUUUUGGAUUUUAUAUAUAGCCCAGCCCUAGUGACCUCUGAUCCAUGCUUUUCUGAAGGCUGCAAUACUGGCGGUCAAGAAGCAGGAGGUGCAAAUAAAGAGGGAUACUCAGUAGUGUGAACUGGAAUAGUGACUGCCAUGGAGUACUGGUUUACAUGGUUGCCACAAUGGACUAAAUCAUGCUUAAAUGGCCAGUCAUAGACAUGCUGACUUGGUACUUUGGGCUCUCAAAUUUAAGUGGCGCCCUGUCCAACGCUAAAAUUCAGUGUCUCCACCUCUUGCGAUGCAUUCUACAUCAUUGUCGUAGUGUUGGCGCCCAGUGCGGCUGAACAAGUUGCACUUCCAUAAAACCACCUCUGCACUAAGCCACACUGGGGCAUUUACUUACAGGAAAGUGAGUAUGCAAUUGCAGCCAAGCUAGGUGUGUGUUUGGGACCCAUAGAGGUAUUAAGAGGAUUUAUAGAUUUAUGCUGUAAUUGUCUUCGUGUUUGCAUUGUAAUCUGUGUUGACCAGUGUUUGCUUAAAUAAAACUGAAUUCAUUGCCUCCAAGUACUGGCAA
Podarcis raffonei (Aeolian wall lizard) is the source of this 4834-nucleotide messenger RNA. Its product is annotated as zinc finger protein 665-like. The coding region runs from base 196 to 2082 and encodes 628 amino acids. Gene Ontology annotation, molecular function: RNA polymerase II cis-regulatory region sequence-specific DNA binding; DNA-binding transcription repressor activity, RNA polymerase II-specific. Gene Ontology annotation, cellular component: nucleus. The transcript has 3 exons. Gene Ontology annotation, biological process: negative regulation of transcription by RNA polymerase II. The record is from RefSeq and is a predicted model, not a curated record. Lineage: Eukaryota; Metazoa; Chordata; Lepidosauria; Squamata; Lacertidae.